AUACAAUGUGGUGUGUACAUAGGAACCCCAACGAACGAGAAGGCUGUGGACUGUCUACGAGGUCCUCGUGACGAUAGUGCUGUGGUCGCUAGACGCAAAUUAUGUCUAAGGGCGCUACAGUUCGCCUUAGAACAUUACCGUAUACUUAGUGAAGGAUCAGCUGUUGUUCAUGAUGGUAGUUCGAUGAUGUUCUCGUCGGAAGACUUAGCGUAUGCUUUGAAAGAGCACAAUGGGGCUCUCACUCCAGCUCUGAUCAUACCCAUAAACGAGAUGCCUAAGGACUUGAGGGCACUCAUCAAUCGAGUAGACGCCAGUAAAUUAACCAUCGAAAUAACUGCUUGCGAUGGACCAGGCGGUUCAUUCGACAUUGCAGAUUUAUCGGCACAAAAGAAUCGCGAUUGGGCUAAUCUCGAUCGAUCUUGGAAGCAGUUUUAUGAAUUGCUCACCAACCAGGAUGCGGCACAUAGAGAUCUCUUCACUCAGUUUGGCUUCGGCUGUAUCUACUGUCAAAAAAAACCUGAAAACGCUGGUUACGGAAUGGAGAGAUUAUCCGGCGCUCGAAAAGGGGAUCAAGUUCAUUGA
Molecule: messenger RNA, 582 nt
Organism: Cooperia oncophora
Lineage: Eukaryota; Metazoa; Nematoda; Chromadorea; Rhabditida; Trichostrongylidae
Source: the annotation of a GenBank genome assembly